CAGCCGGAUAUCCACUGAGUCAUUAUCAGAGGAGUUUCGGCUUAGCUGUGGCGCCGACCUAAAGCUAGAAGUACACUGGAGUAACAAUGGUGAAGAUCUUCAUUGGUAACCUGUCUGAGCACACUGAGAAGGAAGACGUCGAAGCCCUGUUUACCAAAUAUGGCACAGUGACAGAAUGCGCCAAAUUCAAAAAUUAUGCUUUUGUCCAUAUGGAGGACCGCAAGAUGGCCAACAAAGCCAUCCGCGAGCUCCACCUCCACAAGCUGAAUGGUAGGCCCAUCAAUGUGGAGCGCAGCAGAGGGAAGAACCAGGGCCCUGUGAAGCUCCACAUAGCCAAUGUAGAACAGGGCUCUGACGAGGAGCUCCGUGCCCUGUUUGAAGAGUACGGCACAGUCAGAGAGUGUGCCAUCGUCAAGAACUUUGCCUUUGUCCACAUGGACAAUGCUGAUGAGGCCAUGGAUGCCAUAAAGGGCCUGGAUAACUCAGACUUCCAGGGAAAGCGCAUACAUGUUCAAAUAUCAAAAAGCAGACCCAGAGGGGCACCCGAGGAGGAGGACUAUCCACCUCCGCCAGGCAGAGGAUAUUAUCCUCCUCGCUACCCAGGGGACAGGCCUGAGCCUCCUUACAGAGGCCGCAUGGCUGCUUACGGUCCUCCUCCGCCUCCACCUCCUCCGCCCCCUCCUCCGAGACGAGCAGGGUAUCCCGACCGUGGCUAUGGCGAGCAAGACCCCUACAGCACAGUUGAUUACUAUGAGAGAUACAGAGCCCGUCCUUAUGGUGCAUCGCCCUAUGAUGACAGACGCACCGGCGCUAUCCCCCCUCCUCCACCUCCUCCCACGGCACUGGUUAGAGACCGCCUUGCAAUGGGGGAUCCGUACGAGCGCCAUGCGCUCCCGCCGCCUCCUGCACCAGCCUACGGUGCCAGGGACCGAAGCCCCAUCAGACGAGCCCCUCUUCCGCCUGCUCCGCCAGCUGGUAACGGGUACUCCUAUGAGCGCUCCCGGCUCUCCCCAGCGUCCAGGGCUCCAAUGUAUGCAGCUCCCCGCCCCAGGGAUUCCUUCGCAGAGAGGGCGCUGCCACCACCACCCCGAUACGCAGGCUAUUAGAGUGUAAUUUAAGGUUUAGAAUAUGACAAGAUCGGCGUCGUCUGCUGAUGUACGUGGCGCUAUACACCCCCUCGUCUAUGGCGGAUUGCGUUGCGUUCACCUGAGACUUACUGGAAGAUACUGUUUUGCAGACAGCCCCGUAUUAAAACCAUAUGAUUCCAUGUCUACAGUUCACGUAUUCUUCUGAGCUGUUCAUGCCUUUUCUGUUCCUCUGCUUGUUUUAUUGUUUAAAUCCUUCAAAUGUUUUACACAAUACGAUGCUGGCUUAGGUGCUUAGUCUAUUUCAGUGUGCCGCAGUACUGUUAAAUGGCCAAACUCACCAUGGUCUUCAAUCUUUUUCAAUGGAUCUGCCCUCUGAGGACAUUAUUUCAUAACAAGGGAAGUCAUUUAAAUGAAUAUAUCUAGUCUUUGUAAACAGGCUGAGGUUGUUGGUUUAACACAGUGCUCAUCGAAAUAAGUUUUAAAAAAAAACCCAUCAAAACAACAGUUUAGAGGGGCUUUAAUAUGAGACGUGGUGUGUCAGGUUGUACCGUCAGAUUUGCGACACAUAUUAGCAUGACAAGUCAAAAGUUCCAGUGUGGUUUUGGUCUUUUUACGCUUUGUGUUAUCUUUUCUUGCGAAAAUAGAAUCUAUAGCACCAAUAUGUAUGAUUUUAUUUACUUAACGACUUUCUUUUCAUUUGAAGGCUUUUUAAUAAACAAAUCAAACCAAAAACGGCGUUUUAACUGUCAAAUUCUUCCUCGCAGGAUAGGCCUAAUGACUCUGUUCACCGGACCAAAUGUAGUCGAAUUUAGUCAGUACUACUCAGGCGAUUAACUCCUAACACGCUUGUUAAACUCUGCACAGCUGUGAGACUUAUCAGCUUGACACAUAGGUAGGGGAUGUGUUCUUGGCCCUGUUCAAUUCCGGGGAAAAUUCUGAAAAAUGUGUGAGACGUUAGGUCUUUGUUUGCGGAGGAAGACUCGAUCGGCUUUUCAUUGAAAUCUUGUGUUGAUGCCUGUUCACCUGAGCAACUUGGCUUGCGAUGCAAAGUAAGAAACUUUUGAGCACCUGUAUAUUGACAACUUGAUGGAGGUUAAAAUGAUUUUUACUUCUGUAGAAUGCUUGUAUGCAAAGUUAAACAUUUACGCCUACAAUACACGAGAAGACUUAAAAAAUACUAUUACAGGGACUAAAGUCUGAUGGCCUUUCACAUCUUAAGACAAUGUGACUUAAUUGCGCACUUUAAGAGUUUGUAAAGACGGGAUCUUGUAGUGUCCCAUUUGCAAGACUGCAACUAAGCCUCCUUCCCUCUGCUCAAAAAAACCCACUAACACCCUCUAAUGUAUGCAUUUUUAAUGUUAUGAGAAAGGCGACAAUCAGCGAGAUGCGAUGACGCGCCGUCACUUACUGUCUGUCUCUGCCCCAGCAGCGCUUAAACAUCAAUCUAAAUUAGUCCACACCGAGUUUAAAAGAGACUGAAUAAGUAAUACAUAAAUAGAAGUAACCACUGUAAAGUUUCAGACCUCUGUCCACAUUACUUUACAACAGUUCACCUGGCCCCCGGGCUUACAUCGAACAUGACACACCAAAACAACCCAAACACACUCUCACAAUACUCGUCUGCUGCGGAGCUGUGCACAAAGCUCAACUUUACUAGCAAUGGGAAAGCAGUCGAUAGCCUUUUGUAAGCUGGUUUGCCGCGUUAUUUUUGGUGGAAAAAGGUUCUAGAUUCCUGUGAUUAUUUUUCAUCCUACUCCUGGAGGAGACUAUUACGCCAAACUUCCUUUAGAAAAUGUGACAUGUUAACAAUUAAUAACAUGUCCACAAAAACACAUGCAACUCGAGAACAUGAGAUAAACGGCGUCAUAUGUCAACAGCAUUCUUGUCAUUUCGGCAUCAAUGUAAUCCACAAAAAAAAUUGUUUACAUGCAAACUUUCCAUUUUUGAUUUUGUUACCUCAACUGUAGCAGCCUCAGUCAGUUGGUGAUUUUUUCUUUUUUCUUUUUUUUUUUUUGUAUAAGUUCUUGGAUUUCGCACUGACAAAAGUGCUGGUUGUUAAAUCAGAUAAACACCUCGUUCAACUUGACUCUUGCGCACUCAACAACUCGCGGAGGCCCCUCCAUGUUUACUCUCGACCCGAUUCGCUGCUUCCUGUUUGGUGCUGAAGAGAGCGUUGCCAUUGGUUGUUGAUGUUCACAUCAUUGAACUUAAAGAUUUGCAUGAGCCGAGACUAAAAACUUGCGAUAAUAUUUGAUAAAUGUUAAUAUUACCAAACUUUACUUUUACGGAAUGUCAAGGUGAAAAAAGAUUUAAGACAGCAGUUUUAUGACACCCUUACAGUAAACAAUCCAGAUCACGGGAGCGUCCACCGACUGAGGUAAAACCAUAAUUUCACUCUGACGUUGAAAUUUGCAAUUUGCCCGUGACAAUAAAAGGUUGGUGUAAGUCCGGAUGACAAAAAAAAUGAGAUUUUGAUUCUGACUUUCCCUCUAAAACCACUGGAGUCAAUAUGGCUAAUAAAUCUGUAACUUUUCACAAACCAAGGAGUGAUUUAAGAAAAAAAAAGUGGCUAAACCAGCUGUAACCUGUUGCUGCGAUGCCCACUGCUUACUUUAUGUCGAGGAAAUUAGUAGUUUUUCGUGGAAGUUACCGAUUCACUGAGCUUUGCGAUGACCCGUGUUUUUGUCAUUGUGCGACAACUGUUCUCAAUUUACAUUCUUCAUUUCUCUAUCAUUAAGUUCACACCAUAUAUUAGUCACCCUUUACAUUAUUGUCGUUAUAUUUUAACUUUAUGUAUUUGUAUCAAAAAUUGCAUGCAGUCUUGGUAUUCUUAGUAUUUG
Plectropomus leopardus (leopard coralgrouper) is the source of this 3928-nucleotide messenger RNA. RefSeq names its product RNA-binding protein 4.1-like. Lineage: Eukaryota; Metazoa; Chordata; Actinopteri; Perciformes; Serranidae. The record is from RefSeq and is a predicted model, not a curated record. Gene Ontology annotation, molecular function: RNA binding.